This is a messenger RNA of Peronospora matthiolae, 300 nucleotides long. The record is from the annotation of a GenBank genome assembly. Lineage: Eukaryota; Oomycota; Peronosporomycetes; Peronosporales; Peronosporaceae.
AUGCGAUGCGCGAGCAAGGCCGCCGAGAGCGCGUCCGCACGUCUUUGUGAGGACGCUGAAGCAGAAACCACAGCAACUGAUGUCUCAUCGGUUGCUGAAGCGACUCAGCCUGUGUCACCUGGUGAUGCAGGCGCUCGUCAUGAAGACACUCGUGUCUUCACAGAGUAUGAGCUCGUGUCUCAUACUCUCCCGAUGCGGAAGAUGGAUCUGUAUCGACGGCGAUCGAUACCAAGCCGCCUGCCAAGCGUGGCAUGGAUGACGCUAUGCGUCGUAGCUUCUUUGGUUCAUCUGAUGAAUUAG